CAACAAUUGCAUCUUACAUUAACAGAUUCUCAUCAUGAUCCUAUAGUGUUCACUCGUUCCUUGCUUGCCUUCGGUUUCAUAGAGAAAGAGAGGGGGAGAGUUUAUAAUAGAUUAUUAUUAAUAUUUUCUUCACAGUAGCAUUUCACUACUUUGAGAGAGAUUAAAAAGAUAAAAUGGCGGUUUCAAUAGUCGUCUUGCGUACGGUCUUUGGCAUUCUAGGGAAUAUCAUCUCCUUUCUCGUCUGUCUUGCCCCAAUACCGACGUUCAUUCGUAUUUACAAGAGAAAAUCAUCUGAAGGAUAUCAGUCUAUCCCAUACGUGAUAGCGCUCUUCAGUGCGAUGCUAUGGAUAUACUACGCAAUGAUCAAGACGAAUGUAGUGAUUAUGAUCACUAUCAACGCCGUUUCCCUGGUCAUACAAAUCUUCUACAUCUCCUUCUACCUAUUCUACGCGCCUAAGAAGGAGAAGACUCUAACGGUGAAAUUCGUCUUAUUUGUGGAUGUUUUUGCGUUCGGCUUUAUUUUCUUCCUUACAUACUUUCUGCUUCAUGGACAAAAACGUGUUCAAAUACUUGGAUACAUUUGUAUGGUCUUCUCUCUAUGUGUUUUUGUCGCACCCCUUGGCAUCAUUAGGAAAGUGAUUAAAACGAGAAGUGCAGAGUUCAUGCCGUUUGGUCUCUCCUUCUUCCUCACCUUAUCGGCUGUCAUGUGGUUCUUUUACGGUCUUCUCCUUAAAGACAUGAAUAUAGCGCUUCCAAAUGUUUUGGGUUUCAUCUUUGGAGUGCUUCAAAUGAUACUUUACAUGAUAUACAAGAAACCUGGGACAAAGGUUUUGGAACCACCAGUGAUUAACCUCCAGGAAAUAUCUGACCACGUUGUCGAUGUCGUGAGGCUUAGUUCGAUGGUUUGUUCCUCACAGAUGAGAACUUUGGUGCCACAGGACAGUGCGGACAUGGAAGACACCAUAACCAUUGAUGAGAAGAUCAAAGGAGACAUUGAGAAAAUGAAGGAGAGCAAAGAAAUGCUUCUUAUAUCCAAGAAUUAAUAAGCUCUUAACUAUCAAGUGUGGAGUUGUGUGUUUUAGUUGCUUGUCUGCUAAGUUAAUGUUUAAUCUGCAUGUGUGGGCCUCUCUCUCUCAUCUUGAAUGUAAAAUAAGUUUCUAUUAAAUUAAAUAAAUGAAUAUGUCUUGUGUA
Molecule: messenger RNA, 1191 nt
Organism: Brassica napus (rape)
Lineage: Eukaryota; Viridiplantae; Streptophyta; Magnoliopsida; Brassicales; Brassicaceae
Product: bidirectional sugar transporter SWEET10-like
Exons: 6
Coding region: 174-1043 (289 amino acids)
Biological process (GO): carbohydrate transport
Cellular component (GO): membrane
Molecular function (GO): sugar transmembrane transporter activity
Source: RefSeq, a predicted model, not a curated record